AUUUAUUCAUUUUAUACUGGCUUGCUUAGCUUACCGGAUUAUACAUACACCCACUGCGUCCCCGUGCAACAAAUCCGUAUCAAUAAGACGCUCGACUGAAUAUACUAAUCACAUAAUCAUGCGUAUCUUCUCUGCCUUGAGCAGCCUCCUUCUGGCCGGAGCUGUCGCCGCCCAGAGCUCCGACUGCUCGCCCAAGUCCGGUGAUGUCCAGACUCUCCAGUUCGCCUGGGCUCUCCAGCAUCUGACCGAACGCUUCUGGUCGUCUCAAUCUCUCAACCAGACUUUCCUGAAUAAUGCCACCAACACGUCCACCGCCAACUAUGACGCUAAUUUCAAGGGCAUCACACGAGAGAACCGUCUGGGUAUCCGUGCGGUGCAGCAGGUUGCCAGCGGCCUCUCCAACUUCACCACUCCUCGUUGCAACUUGACCAUCCCGCAAGCCAGGGAUGCCGAUAGCUUCCUCAAGAACGCCCUGCAGGUUGAGCAGACCGUCGCCGGCGGCCUCAUCGGCCUAGCCGCCUACACCCAGUCUCCUGAGGUCUCCUUCCUCCUGGCCCGUCUGGCUGCCCAGCACAGUGCCCAAGCCGCCUACCUCGGCUCUGAGCAGAAUUCCACCUUCUUCCCCUCGAACAGCACCUCUUUGGUUCCCGCCUACACCCCCGACCAGAUCCUCAAGGCCGGCAACCAGACCGGCCUGCUGGGUACCUUGCUCAGCAAUUGCGUGACUGCGCCCUCCGGCCCCUGCGGCCAGAAGGUCAACAUCGGGCCCUUGGUCGCAACUCUGAACUCCACGAGCACUAGCGGUGGCAGUUCUAGCUCUGCUUCCCCUUCCAGCAGCGCUACAGGCACCGCUACCGUGACAUCCGCUAGUACAUCCUCGACCAGCACGUCGACGGCCAGAAGCAGGAAGUACUUCUAAGCUUCGGAGUCGAAGCAAAUACCAAGUAUAUCGACAAAUCAACAGAGACCGAACAAUACAAUCCGCCCAAGAUAUACUUCGCAACUUGGAUUGGUAAAGAGAUUGAGACUUGUGAUGACCACAAUUCAUGUAUCAACCACGUUCUGUAAUCAUCUAAUUUAUGUCCCAGUGCGUGGGGUAAUGUAAUGCGUCAAGUUAGGAUAGGUUCUGUGCUAUAGUUGGGUUAUAUAAUAGCUUACAGUUUCUUGAUCUAUAGGUCAGAAACUCAAUAUGUUUAUAUCGAAAGAGAGUAACCUGUUCUGACCAUGCUCACUCGCUGUUAACCAAUUGGGCAACUAAAUGGAAGUAAAAGACAGUGCGUUAUGUAUCUUAUGAUAGAGUGCGAUAUUUUUAAGAUGGCGACCUGGUUAUCUUAGGCGUGGAAAUCGCGGAGCGGAUAGGAAACCUGUGGUCAUACAUGUAUUCUUAAUAGAAAGUGCUUACACAGCACCUAUCCUGUAGUAAAUUUUGUACAAGGCUAA
Molecule: messenger RNA, 1440 nt
Organism: Aspergillus pseudonomiae
Lineage: Eukaryota; Fungi; Ascomycota; Eurotiomycetes; Eurotiales; Aspergillaceae
Exons: 1
Coding region: 119-919 (266 amino acids)
Source: RefSeq, a predicted model, not a curated record